AUGGCAUCAAGUCUCUCUGACUUUGACGUUCUGUGUGAUGAUCUUCGAAACGAAUUUGCCAUUCGAGCCCAACGGAAGAAAAAGCCUCACGAGAAGUUCAUUGCGCGAGCCACCUUGGAGACCAUCUGGACCGAGGAACGGCGGCAACGCUUCCUUGCCAGCGCCAUGCCAGACCGCGACAAAUCUGCAGAUGAACAUCUCUUCACGGAUUAUAUCCAGACGCUGUCAAUUCUAGUCUACAUUAAUUGGAGUCGGGAGAGCUGGCCUCGGUUCCACGAGAUCUUCCUCAACCACGACCGGAAGGACGCCCAGAUCCAUACGUACACCUCAGAGGGACUUAUGGAUCCAACCUUUCUAACACCGGCGCCAGGCGACAAAUUCGCAAACGACCGGUAUAUGUUUUGCCCAGUAGAUAUCAUACACAAAGAACUUAUUGAACGGUCAGAAGAAUGGCGCCUACCGUUCGAAGAAGUGGAGCCACCCACACAGCCCCGGCUCGGGGCGGGAGCGUCAGCUGAGGUCAUUUGCGCGCAUAUCGCCGCUGGUCAUUUCUGGUCUUCUCCCACUCCGGAUGUAAACAAGACCCCAGAUUCGAGGCCAACACCUGUUGCCGUGAAGAAAUUCAGAGCCAAUCACCGAAAUAACUUCCACACCGAAUUCGCGAUCCUCAGACGGUUGAUUGAGCGCCAAGGGGAUCAUGGACAUAUCGUGAGCAUGCUGGGUGCAGUUGCUGUGGGAGACUACCUAGGCAUACUUCUGCCCCUGGCGCAAACCGAUCUCGAGAAGAUCCUCAAUGGCACAGUGCAGUUGAACCCCGCACCACACUGGUCCCAUCUGUUGGAACAAUCCGUGAACUUAGCGGCGGCCCUUCAAAGCGUGCACAAUGACAAUUACUGCCACCGUGACCUGAAACCGUCAAAUGUUCUGGUGUAUACGGACAAUCGAAGCGACGGCGAUUCUCGGGCGGGUCUGUGGAAGAUUUCUGAUUUUGGGAUGGCCGAGCGCAGUCCCGCCCCGGGCGAUAUAAGAAGUUCGCGCUCAAGACCGUCUUUGGAUGCGCCAAUAAGUGCCUACGAGGCGCCAGAAGUUGUGCUCGGCACGCAUCAUGGCUCAUUGAGCGAUGUGUGGUCGUUUGGAUGUAUUCUGACUCUCGUGAUUGCCUUUGGGGUUGGGUCAGAGAAUAGCGUUACUGACCUUGAUGAACGAAGACGGUCAAGCGGUGUGUAUGACUGCUUUUACACGCUCUCUCCGGCUGGCCUCAAUCCCCAGGUUAUGGGGUGGAUUAAUGAGUUGCCAGACCGCUAUGGUCACAGAAGCCAAUUUCUCGAGGAUUGCAAGGCCGUCCUCUUGCAAAUUCUGACUAUUGAUCCAAUGAAUAGGCCAACAGCGGGUGAGGUUUCUGAAAGAUUGCAGACCCUGAUCAACAGCCAUCAGUCAUUUGUGGGCCUUGAGACCCAAUCACCCGGAGGAUCCCUUGACUUUGACCAUCGAUUGUGGGAGGCUAUUCGUGAGUCCGACUCGGAGUUUGUACGUGCACGUGCCAUGUCCAGAGAGCGUGUGCAGCUAUCGGAGAACCAACGCCAUGAAGGAAUGGGCCCAUUACAUUACGCCAUCGCCCGUGGCAAGAAGAAGAACGAGAUGAAGGAAACGAUCAAGUGGCUGUUAGAACUUGGUGCUGGCGUCAAUACCCGCUCUGACAACGGGAUGACUCCCCUUAUGGCCGCCGCCUACGGUGGCCAUGAAGCGAUAGUGCAAAUUCUCCUUAGAAACGGUGCCGAAUGCGAAGAUACUUACUGCUGUGGAGGAUUGACGAGCUUGCAUUACGCAGCUCAGGCAGAGGCUGGAGCAGGCGUGUUGCUUGAAAUUUGUACUCAUCCCCGCCCUCCUGACCUUAUCAACCGUCCCGAUAGAGAUCUGGGAGCAACCCCUCUACUUCACUUUGUCAAGAAUGCGAGUCAGUCCCGCUGGGACCCCACUGUGAAGAAAAGAUUCGACGCAUUUCUAAGGGUGCACGCAGAUACAUCCAAGGCCGACAAGAGUGGGCGUACCCCACUAUACGAGGCUAUCCAGAAGAAGGAUCGAGACUUAGCGCUCUGGCUUCUCGAUGCCGAAGCUCAGUUUGGAGCCUUGAAGGUGCCUGAAGAAGCAAUGCGGGCAUUGGGUAAGGAUUUCCGGAUCAAGUUCGAAGAAAAGCAGGCCCUGGGAACUUGUGUGGAACUGGUUGAGAGCCGGAGGCCUACUGGAAGUCGGAAGCCAGAAUCCCGCUUGCGACAGAUCGUGUCCCGCAGUAUGAAGUUGCGUUCAUGA
Molecule: messenger RNA, 2307 nt
Organism: Aspergillus brunneoviolaceus CBS 621.78
Lineage: Eukaryota; Fungi; Ascomycota; Eurotiomycetes; Eurotiales; Aspergillaceae
Product: ankyrin repeat and protein kinase domain-containing protein
Exons: 2
Coding region: 1-2307 (768 amino acids)
Biological process (GO): peptidyl-serine phosphorylation; peptidyl-threonine phosphorylation
Molecular function (GO): protein serine/threonine kinase activity; protein binding; ATP binding
Source: RefSeq, a predicted model, not a curated record